CAGCAAAUCACUGAACGUACAAAACAGUGUUUGAUGUGACUGACUGAAGAGUGCUAGAGUCAAGACCGGGAGCGUGAAAGACGCAAAUCACAAAUCUCACAAAUGUCACUUACAUUUAAUGGCAAAUCUGAGGAACUUCAAGGAGAUAGCUGGAACCUGAUAACUACGGAGGGAAGAUCAAAGUAUGGAUGGCGAAGUUCAGUGUGUCGGAUUGGAGCUGCUGCAGUGUGUUUGGGGCUUCUUCUUCUGACUGUGAUCUUGGUGGCACACAAUACCAGUGCUAUCAAUCAAUGGGACACGAAGUAUAAGAACCUGAUUUAUGAGAUCACCAAGGGCAGAGACAAUCUGAGAGAUGAGCGAGACCAACUGAUGAUUCAUUCCAGCAACCUCACACAAGAGAUCGAGCUUCUGCAGGGACAAUACAACGCCGCGAUAGCAAGUCGUGAUAAGUUACAAGAGGAGGUCAAAAGAUUAAGUCUCAAUAGAACAGAUACAACUUGCCAUCAAGGGUGGAUAAAAUUCAACAAUAAGUGCUACUAUGUCUCUCCUAAUGGACUGAGUAAAACCUGGACAAACAGCAGAAAAGACUGUCAAGAGAGAGGGGCGGAUCUGGUGAUCAUAACCACAAAAGCUGAGCUGGAUUUUGUCAGCAGAAGCUAUGGUGUAACCUGGAUCGGUCUGCGUCGCACAGAGCAAGAACACCAGUGGAAAUGGGUUGACGGAAGCAACUUUGAGGAGGAAAGAUUCUGGCAACCAGGGGAGCCCAACAAUGUUGACGGACAAGAGCAUUGUGCAGAGGUCUCGCGUGACGCAGCGGCAUUAAAUGAUGUGCCUUGCAGUAGAAAAUUUCCAUGGGUGUGUGAGGAUUGAGGGCCUCUGUGCAGCCAAUUAAGUAUUUCAGUCUCUCCUCCUGAUCUGGAAAUAUAUAAUAUAAUGUUGUCUAUUAUGUCUGAUGACAACUGCUCCUCUUUGUUAUGUCUGUUAUAAUUUCAUUGGCUACUAAAUAUACUAGUAUAUUUCUCUCUUUUCAUGAAAUAAAAAGUAAAAAGCACCAAAAUAAACGUAAAGGUUUUAUACCCCUCUCUAGUUUUAACAAUGCUGUUAUUAAGUUUUUCUGCUUUUAUCAGUUAGUAAUUCAAAGCAUAUAGCACACAGUGUUUGUCUUGUGAAUGUGUUUUCUGUGUACUGCUUCUGAAAUGAUCAAUAAAAAGGACAAAAGAA
Scatophagus argus is the source of this 1221-nucleotide messenger RNA. RefSeq names its product C-type lectin domain family 17, member A-like. The transcript is spliced from 4 exons. The record is from RefSeq and is a predicted model, not a curated record. Lineage: Eukaryota; Metazoa; Chordata; Actinopteri; Scatophagidae. The coding region runs from base 103 to 870 and encodes 255 amino acids.